Molecule: messenger RNA, 516 nt
Organism: Paramecium tetraurelia
Lineage: Eukaryota; Ciliophora; Oligohymenophorea; Peniculida; Parameciidae
Exons: 1
Source: RefSeq, a predicted model, not a curated record
AUGAAUUCUAUUAGGAAACAUAUAAAAUUAUAUAAUUCAUUCAGAAACUAAUUUCAGUCAUUCUUUAUGAUUUCCAAGUCUGCUCUUUAGUUAGUUCUUCAAGGAAAUUGGUCUCCCUCCCAUAAUCCUCCUUAAUCUUUCACAAAUUAUCCUGGUUAUUUUUGUAUUAUCACUAUAAGACUUCUAGCACUCUCCCUUCCUCAAUCCAAUGGAACCAAUACUUUCAACUUUGUUCACAAAAUUAUGAUCUAUUCAAUUAGUCUUCUUUAAAAUCCUCAUAAUCUUUGUAGUACUCUAUUCAACAAGAUCACCUCUGUUAUCUUAAAAUUCAAAAUACAGUGUAUUCAAUCCAGUAAUCCUAACUAGACUCGUUUUGUAAAUAUUACUCUUCCUGGUGAUAUAUCAAAGUCAUCUGAAUACACAAAAAUUAAAUACUCUUUCUCAUCAUAAUCAAAGACUUAAUACUGUAGUAGCAUCAAAACAAAGGUGAACAAUUUCUGCUACACUAAAUCCUGA